Messenger RNA from Pseudophryne corroboree (corroboree frog), 689 nucleotides. RefSeq names its product profilin family member 4 (gene PFN4). The record is from RefSeq and is a predicted model, not a curated record. Gene Ontology annotation, molecular function: actin monomer binding. The transcript has 5 exons. The coding region runs from base 106 to 486 and encodes 126 amino acids. Gene Ontology annotation, cellular component: cell cortex. NCBI's taxonomy places the organism in Eukaryota, Metazoa, Chordata, Amphibia, Anura, Myobatrachidae.
UGGCAGCAACAGCAUACAGAAUCAGCAAGGAUGCAGAGAGGAGAGCGCCUCUCCAGGCCGGCGCCCACCUGCUUUGCACACCUUGCUGAGCAGGUGUAAGCAGCAAUGACCCAGAUCCAGAACUUACUGUAUGAUUCACUGAUAGGGACUCAGCAUGUGGACUGUGCAGCACUUAUCAAGAUAAAAGAAGGAAUUGCACUAACGUCACCCCCGAGGUUUCAUCUGCAGCCUCAGCAAAUCCAAGCGAUUCUUGGUGCUUUCAGUAACCUGUCAGCUUUAAGACGAGAAGGGCUUCAUUUCCUUGACAAGAACUACAAAUGCAUCCGCGCGGAUAAAGGCUCUGUCUAUGCUAAAUGUGAUAACGAGGGAAUCGUAAUGGUAAAAGCAAAGUCCAACAUUCUGCUGGCUACAUACCGGGAAGGCAUGCGCCCCAGUGUGUGUGUAGAGGCUACUGAGACGCUAGGCCGUUAUCUCCGGGAGGAGUAAUUGUGAUCUAGAGACAUGUUCCCAUGGACAGAGAGAGAUAUGGGAGAGAACGGCAUUGAGAUAAUAUGAGGAAUCGCUGCACGCCAGUACAUUGUAAUAAAUAUACAUCAUACUGUACAUGAGACGUAUGUAUGGCGUGAGCUCCCGUCUGACAUAUACUGUCUCAUGUAAUACUUGCAAAUAAAGAUUUUAUGCACAUGCAA